UCGGCCAUCUUGGGAAGUACUUCCUGAAUCACCGGUUCCAUAAACAGUUUUAAAACUUCUUCUGCGUUAAGAAUAUUAAUCGUUUCGUUAGGCCACAGUCAUGGCUAACCGACUUCCAGCCGUUGUUAUUGACAAUGGCACUGGUUACACAAAGAUGGGGUUCGCGGGUAACACAGAGCCACAAUUUAUCAUGCCGUCGGCCAUUGCCAUCAAGGAAGCUGCGGGAGUUGGUGAGCAGGCCACACGACGACUCGGGAAGGGUGUCGAAGAUUUAGAUUUUUACAUCGGCGACGAAGCACUAAAUCAGCCAGCUUACUCGGUGAAGUGGCCAAUUCGACAUGGUAUUGUGGAAGACUGGGAUCUGAUGGAGAGAUUUAUCGAGCAGGCCAUCUUUAAAUAUCUACGAGCAGAGCCAGAGGAUCACUACUUCUUACUGACUGAACCUCCACUCAACACACCAGAAAACCGCGAGUACACAGCAGAGAUAAUGUUUGAAUCUUUUAACGUCCCCGGUCUCUAUAUCGCUGUACAGGCUGUUCUUGCUUUAGCUGCGUCGUGGACGUCUCGUCAAGUUGGGGACCGAACUCUGACGGGGACGGUCAUAGAUUCUGGAGACGGCGUUACCCAUGUUAUUCCAGUGGCGGAAGGCUACGUGAUCGGCAGCUGUAUCAAACACAUUCCAAUCGCCGGCCGUGACAUCACGUAUUUCAUCCAGCAGCUGUUGAGAGACCGUGAGGUGGGAAUCCCUCCAGAACAGUCCCUCGAGACUGCUAAAGCUAUCAAGGAGAAGUUCAGCUACGUGUGUCCGGAUAUUGCGAAGGAGUUUGCCAAGUACGACCAGGACCCGGGAAAGUGGAUGAAGAAGUACGAGAGUAUCAAUGCCAUCACUAAACAGAUUUUCUCCGUAGACGUCGGCUACGAGCGAUUUCUCGGACCAGAGAUCUUCUUCCAUCCAGAGUUUGCCAAUCCUGACUUCACAGUGCCAAUUUCAGACAUUGUCGGUGACGUCAUUCAGAACUGUCCGAUAGAUGUACGGCGUGGAUUGUAUAAAAAUAUUGUUCUGUCAGGAGGAUCAACAAUGUUCCGAGAUUUCGGCCGCAAGUUGCAGCGUGACAUUAAGAGGAUUGUUGAUGCCAGGUUGAAAGUAAGCGAGGAGCUGAGUGGAGGAAGAAUCAAGCCUAAGCCUAUAGAAUGUACGGUGAUCUCCCAUCAUAUGCAGAGAUAUGCUGUGUGGUUUGGAGGAAGUAUGCUAGCAUCAACGCCCGAGUUUUACCAAGUAUGUCACACGAAAGCCGACUACGAUGAACACGGUCCCAGCAUCUGUCGUCACAACCCUGUGUUUGGAACGAUGACGUAGACGUCUGUGAUGCUGAUGUAAACACUCAUUUUAACAAUCGAACAAUUCUCGCAAUGUUGUAUCAAACUGUCAACAUGGUUUCUUAUGGAACAAAAUGACCGGAAGGAAAAAUGAAAGAAAUUUGAAAUUAAAAAAAAAAAGGCCUUUGUAUGCAUAUAUGGGAAUUUCACUUUUAUUAAGCUUUCCUUUCUAUUACUAGCUAAAUAUUUCACAUUCUGAUACUGAAUUGUGCUGACAAUGUGUGGCCUUUUUACGUUAGGUGAGAUGAAAAUGAAAGAAAUUCAUUUUUAAAAUUAAUACAUGUAUUAUCAAAUAUAGGAUUUUAUUUUACAGUGCAGGUUUUUUUUGUUUUUGAUUUUUUACAUGCCAAAUACUGAAUAGUCCUGUCAAUUUUUUUUUAUUAUUAUUAGUUUUAUUUUUUUACUGAGGGAAUAAUUAUAAGUAAAUGAAAGAAUAUUCAAAAUAGAUUCAUAGAAUAUAUCCACAUACAUAAUUAUGCAAAUGGUAAUUUAUUAUGGCCUCUUUCUUCGUACUAGCUAAAUAUUUCUUAUUGCUGCUAUCAUGUUGUUAAGUCCAGUCAUUGUUGUUACUGGAAGAAUGAACUGCUAAACAUGUUAUAAAUAAAAGUAUACGCAAAUACGGUAUUCUCUCUUUAUUACUAGCCAACUAUUCUUCAUUGCUUUUAUCACACGGUGCUGUUAAUUAUUUUGUUGCUGAAAGAAAGAAUUGAAAGAACUUUAGAUUGUACAAGAAAUACCCAGCCAACCUAUUUCUAAUUGUUAGCAUUGAUUGUUAUUAUAAAAAGUCAACAUUAGUUUGUAUUUGUGUAAUUCGGUAUCAAUUUGUAUAUGCCGAAAAGCUUUUGGUCAUGUAACUGUGUUUUAUAAAGACACGUGUAUAUAAGAAAAAUAUUUUAUUAUCAAUAAUACAAUGUAGUUUUAGAGGUACAUGUUUGUUCAUGUUUGGAAAUCGCACUAGUUAAUGUCUCAAAAUUUCAACUUGUCAAGAAAGUAUGCUACUAAUAUGGUGCAGGUGAAAAGAUAGAUUAUAGAGUUAAAAAUAAUGGACCGUUAUAAUUGAGGGCAUACAUUAGAUGUACAGGACUAAAGGUUUGAACGAAGAUACUGCUAAUAUCGUCUCUUUUUAAGGCCUGUAUAGAAAUGACUUAGCCAGAAAGUGUGUGCUAUGUUGACAAAGGGAACAUGUACCUAGUUUUUAUAUAUUAGUGUGAGGCUUUGAUUUACUUCUCGACUGAUGACUACCAAAUGAUUGUAACAUACUAGAAAUAAACAUUUCAUAUACAAAUCUG
Messenger RNA from Gigantopelta aegis, 2666 nucleotides. RefSeq names its product actin-related protein 3-A. The coding region runs from base 101 to 1357 and encodes 418 amino acids. Gene Ontology annotation, cellular component: Arp2/3 protein complex; actin cortical patch. NCBI's taxonomy places the organism in Eukaryota, Metazoa, Mollusca, Gastropoda, Neomphalida, Peltospiridae. Gene Ontology annotation, molecular function: actin filament binding. The transcript is spliced from 11 exons. The record is from RefSeq and is a predicted model, not a curated record. Gene Ontology annotation, biological process: Arp2/3 complex-mediated actin nucleation.